AUCAUGUAGACGUUUAACCUAAUGAUGUUUUCCCAAAGGAUACUUGUGCAGCUAAUUAACAUUGAAUCUGGUUGAUAACAAACACAUUGAAAAUAGAUUGCAAAAGAAAAUGUUUAAUAGAAGAUGACAAAAUCGUGUUAUAGACCUUGAUUCCAAAAUGUUUUUGCUACUUGGACCAACAAGUUCUGGUAAAACAUUGCUGUCCAAGAAAUUGAAGACUUACGAUGACGUAGAGGAUGAAAAUAUACCAUCAACACUGCCAACGAUUGGUACCAACCUUGUGAAUAUUUCCCUGAACAAGAAGCAAGAAAUAACAGUGAGAGAGUUGGGUGGAUCAAUGUCUCCAAUAUGGCCAAAUUACCUGAAAGAUUGUCAUUUUCUGAUUUAUGUAAUUGAUAUGUCAAACCGCCUCCAGGUCUCUGCUGCUUGUAUGCUGUUCCUCUCAAUACUGACAAAUCCAAGCUUAAAAGACUGCCAAGUACUGGUUCUGCUAAAUAAAAUGGAUUUAACUACAACUAUGAGUCGCCAUGAGUUUGAGUCGUUAUUUCGCUGGGAUGACAUUCUGAAACACAGUCCACACCAAAUAUCUGUGAAAGAAGUCAGUGCUGUGUCUGGACUGGGACUGUCAGAAGUUAUAGAAUGGUUACUACAGCACAGUAGAUGAUGUGUGUAGGAAGUUUAUAGUUGUGUGAUAAUUAUAAGCUUGCCACCCUCUAGUCACUCAGUAUUACCAUAUUAUGAAGCAUUCUGCUAUCACCUGAUCUGUUUGUUUGCAUAUCAGGUGUUGUACGUAUAUAUUUUGGAUUUUUAUGGUGUGGAAAUGUUUGCAUUUAAUAUUCUUCCUGCAAAAAUACCUAGACUGCAUUAUUCAUAACUUGUUUUAUCAAUAUACAGUGGGGCCUCAGAUAUCCGGACGCCAGAUAACCGGACGCUUCAGUUUACGGACGAUUUUAUUUGGGAACAGAUUUUUUAUACGUUAUUUUGUCUCAUUUAUCUGGAAUUUCGCAUUCCGGAUCCGGACGGUCUGUUUUUACCACAAAACACUAAUUUAGUACUAAUCUUGCUUCAUUUAACCGGACAGUAAAAUUUGAUGAUACCCUACUCAGUACAAAAGAUUACCCCUGUCAAUUAAGUUUCACACCUUUUUUACGUGCUAGACCCUCAUGAGUAGCUUGUAUAAAUACACUGACUUCCCAAAUCACUUUCAAAAAUUGGAAAAUUGCGAACAACAGUGUAUCACACACAUAUCACACUUGGACAGAAAGAAUUCAGCUAGAUUCGGUUAUCAUUAUUGUCCAGUUAAUAUUUCAUGACAAAAUAAUAAAAUAAAGCAGAGUUCUUUAUCUCUUAAAAAUGUUCACUCUAGCAUGUGUUGCUAUAUGGUAUGAAAGGCAAAUUUGGUGCUACUUGACCUCUCAGCUUUACUGAUUUAAGUGGUGUAUAUAAAAAUCUGUUUCAGGGAUUUAACUACAACUAUGAGUCGCCAUGAGUUUGAGUCGUUAUUUCGCUGGGAUGACAUUCUGAAACACAGUCCACACCAAAUAUCUGUGAAAGAAGUCAGUGCUGUGUCUGGACUGGGACUGUCAGAAGUUAUAGAAUGGUUACUACAGCACAGUAGAUGAUGUGUGUAGGAAGUUUAUAGUUGUGUGAUAAUUAUAAGCUUGCCACCCUCUAGUCACUCAGUAUUACCAUAUUAUGAAGCAUUCUGCUAUCACCUGAUCUGUUUGUUUGCAUAUCAGGUGUUGUACGUAUAUAUUUUGGAUUUUUAUGGUGUGGAAAUGUUUGCAUUUAAUAUUCUUCCUGCAAAAAUACCUAGACUGCAUUAUUCAUAACUUGUUUUAUCAAUAUACAGUGGGGCCUCAGAUAUCCGGACGCCAGAUAACCGGACGCUUCAGUUUACGGACGAUUUUAUUUGGGAACAGAUUUUUUAUACGUUAUUUUGUCUCAUUUAUCUGGAAUUUCGCAUUCCGGAUCCGGACGGUCUGUUUUUACCACAAAACACUAAUUUAGUACUAAUCUUGCUUCAUUUAACCGGACAGUAAAAUUUGAUGAUACCCUACUCAGUACAAAAGAUUACCCCUGUCAAUUAAGUUUCACACCUUUUUUACGUGCUAGACCCUCAUGAGUAGCUUGUAUAAAUACACUGACUUCCCAAAUCACUUUCAAAAAUUGGAAAAUUGCGAACAACAGUGUAUCACACACAUAUCACACUUGGACAGAAAGAAUUCAGCUAGAUUCGGUUAUCAUUAUUGUCCAGUUAAUAUUUCAUGACAAAAUAAUAAAAUAAAGCAGAGUUCUUUAUCUCUUAAAAAUGUUCACUCUAGCAUGUGUUGCUAUAUGGUAUGAAAGGCAAAAAAACCUAGUAUCAACACUGGGAACCAUUGCAUACAAAUACAUUAUCAUUCAUGACAACAAUAGACACAUUUCAGAUAUCCGGACGCUUCACCUAUCCGGACGAUUCAACUUGGGAACGAAAGCGUCCGGAUAACUGAGGCUCCACUGUAUACUUUUAUUUUUUUAUUAUAAUCAUUUAAUACCGUAAUAUGUUGCUUUGUUUUUUGAGGGAAGGCUCAUAUAUUCCAUGUAACAUUUGUGUCCUGGUACUUAUGUCACCAGGUCAACAGGUGUGUGACUGUCAGUCAACACAUCGGGUCUCAAUAGCUCAGUGGUUAAAGCGCUGGCACAGUACGCUAGAGGCCUUAAUUGGGUUUGAGUUCCAUUUGAGACUUGACUUUUCCCAACCUAUUGCACUUAUAUUUCAAGUAAAUGUCAUUAUGAAUCCCCAAAUCAAUGGGUGUAAUCUAAACAAAAUAUAAUCAAAAUAGGAAAAUGCAGAAAAAUGCAGUUUUUUAUACUGGUAUAUAAUGAAUGUAUAUUACAAACUUAUAUGUAGUUCUAAAUAUAGAUAAUAUACAAGGAUGUGGUUGUGAAUGCAGUGUAACUGAGUCAGUUCUGUCAUUGUCUUUAAGAUGAAAUCUAAGAUAGUAUUGUAUAGUUAAUAGCAGAUUUUUUUUUUUUUUUUAUUAAAGAACAAUUUCCAAUCCUCAGCAAUGUUGGGAAACCCAGGAAUUAUAAGUUGUAUUCAAAAUUUUAAGUUGUAGCUCAGCUUUUGUCAGAAAUUAUGCAGUCAUCUUAAGGUAUUUUAAUGUACAAUAAGAAGUGUCUUGGUUAAGGGUUACUAUACGUAACACAGAGAACACCUAUCCUUCAUAUUUGAGAGAUGUUCAACCCUCUACUAGCAGUUAACAGUUUUUAUGCAAAUCCAAUCAUUUCAAAUGUUUUCCAUUACAAAUCAGCUAAAUAUUUGCUACAACUGUAUACCAGCAUGCUUUUGAUUUUAAUUUAUAUAUAAAGUAAGAAGAACAGACAACAUCUUCCAUUAUUUUGAAUAGAUUUUUCCUCUAUGUUGAAAUAAGGUACAGAACAAUUAAUUGGCAUUGACAAUCUUAGAUAUCGAAUUACAUAUCAAAUGCAUUCCUUGGUUGUAUUGAUAUUAUAUAUUAAAUACUCAUUGAAUAUG
Molecule: messenger RNA, 3520 nt
Organism: Magallana angulata
Lineage: Eukaryota; Metazoa; Mollusca; Bivalvia; Ostreida; Ostreidae
Product: ADP-ribosylation factor-like protein 16
Exons: 5
Coding region: 158-664 (168 amino acids)
Molecular function (GO): GTP binding; GTPase activity
Source: RefSeq, a predicted model, not a curated record